AUGCCGCGUCGACAACAAGACCCCGGCGACCUGUGUGCCAUUUUCAUCCACGCUGGUGCAGGGUUCCACAGCCUACAAAAUGAGAGAAGUCAUCUCACCGCGGUCAACGAUGCAGCCAAGGUUGGAAUGGCCGUCCUAAGGAACGGAGGUGAUGCUACUGAUGCUGUGGAGAUGGCUAUAAGGCUGCUGGAGGACAGAGAAAUCACAAAUGCCGGCUAUGGAAGCAACUUGACCAUAGCUGGGCAGGUCGAAUGUGAUGCCACCGUGGUCGAUCACUAUGGCCGCAGUGGCGCGGUUGGGGCAAUCUCCCAGGUCAAAAACCCAAUUGCAGUCGCUCACCUUGUUCUUGCCGAAUCCACAAAACAAAUGUCCCUCCAGCGUGUUCCCCCAAUCCUACUGGUAGGCGCUGGUGCGACCGACUUCGCCGCAGAUAACGGUAUCGCAAUUCUUCCUCAUGACUACCUAGUCUCGAAAAGUGCGCGUGAGAGGUGGAUCAAAUGGAUCAACGAUCUUGCAGACGUCUCUCAGACGGAGGCGGCGAGAGAAGAUCAGAACCAGCUGUACCAGUCGACAGAACCACCAGAUGAAUGGGGUCGUACUCCGACGCCGGCUGCUACUCCCCCCAGCCCCAGGGUAUCACCUCCUACCCAUGGGAGACAACUCAGCCUCUCACAGAUGCCUUCUAUGAGACGCCCAUUGAUGGCCUCGACUGCAGAUGUACCCACCUUAUCACACCCUGGGGGAACCGAGAACCCAGGACAUGGCCCUUUGGUCUCUCCUUCUCAGCCUGCAGCUCAGCAAAACAGGGCGGACGGAAACGCAUCUCAUGAUUCCCUGGAGGCUGGUUCUGAUGACAGUCUUCAGUGGUUGGCGUCUUCUUCCAAGCGUCAGAAGCUAGGCGGUUCUUUCGAUGGGCUGUCCAGCGAGGCAAUCAAUCUUACCGCCCAAGAUCAAUCGAAAGCAUCGUUGCGCACGCCAAGAUCUGCUUACCGUGACAACGACCGGGAAGAUGACAUAAGUGACACAGUCGGCGCCAUUGCAAUUGACUGCUUUGGGCGGAUUGCUGCAGGCGCAUCGUCGGGAGGAAUUGGCAUGAAACACAAGGGCCGGUGUGGUCCGGCCGCUCUUGUUGGCGUCGGCUCUGCUGUGAUCCCUAUUGAUCCACAGGAUCCCACUCAAACUUGUGUAGCCACAGUCACCAGUGGGACAGGUGAACAUAUGGCUACAACGAGUGCCGCCGCCACGGCUGCCGAUCGGAUCUACAGUUCGGUGCGCAAAGUACAAGGACAACUCGAAUCGUGCAACGAAGAUGAAGCGAUGAGUUCUGUCAUCAAGAACGACUUCAUGGGUCAUCCUGGUGUCAUCAACAGCCAUUGUCCUGGCGCCAUUGGAAUUCUAGCAGUCAAGAAAAGCCGUGACGGGAUUUACUUUUAUUUCGGCCACAACACCGAUUCGUUUGCCAUUGCCUCGAUGCAUUCUGAAGAGACAAAGGCAGUAUGCACCAUGUCAAGAAGCCAAGGCCACGGGUCCAUUGCCCAGGGAGGCCGAGUUUCUCGAGCAAAACACAGUCAUUCGCGUUGA
Fonsecaea pedrosoi CBS 271.37 is the source of this 1581-nucleotide messenger RNA. RefSeq lists its product as uncharacterized. The record is from RefSeq and is a predicted model, not a curated record. Gene Ontology annotation, biological process: protein maturation. The transcript has a single exon. Lineage: Eukaryota; Fungi; Ascomycota; Eurotiomycetes; Chaetothyriales; Herpotrichiellaceae. Gene Ontology annotation, molecular function: threonine-type endopeptidase activity. Bases 1 to 1581 code for a protein of 526 amino acids.